Molecule: messenger RNA, 2325 nt
Organism: Glarea lozoyensis ATCC 20868
Lineage: Eukaryota; Fungi; Ascomycota; Leotiomycetes; Helotiales; Helotiaceae
Exons: 1
Coding region: 1-2325 (774 amino acids)
Source: RefSeq, a predicted model, not a curated record
AUGGAUUACGACGAUCGGCGACAAAGGUCGCGACGAUAUGACGACCGAGACGAUCGUAGAGAUGGUCGAGAACCGCGAUAUGUCGAAACACAAGAAACAUACGUGCGAAGUCCAGUUCCUCUAGCACCAGAACCACCAUAUGUCUCCGCUCGGCAUACAGAGAUCGUACGCCGUCCAGUUCGCGAAGAUAGCGAUAUGUCAAUCGAGGAAGUGAGAAGAGACUUCCCACCUCCUGGUGUUGCUGGCGUCGGACCAUAUCGAUCUGCUCGUGAUGACCGUUAUGGUGGUCGUGCUCGCUCUGCUGAGCGCGGUUAUGGUUAUGAGAGAGAUCCACGACGAUCUUACAACGAUGUAGAUGACCGUCGAAGUCGCAAGAGCAUGAUUUACGCCGAACAAGAAAUCAAACCGCGCAGACGUUCGCUUUCUCGAAACCAGAAGAUUCUCGCUGGUGUUGGAGGCGCCAUCAUCGCAGCUGGCGCGAAAGAAAUAUAUGAUAGAAAACAGGCAGACGGGAGACCCGUUUCUCGUAACGCGCUCUCGACCGCUGCGAUCGGUGCAGCAGGCGCAUUUGCAGGUUAUGAGGGUGCUGAAUUGUACGCAAAGAAGACAUCUAGAGGAAAGGAAGUCAAGACAUAUGUUGCACACAAAGACAAGAAUGGACACGUUGACGAGUAUUACAAUUCCGAGGACGAGGACCCCGUUCCGCCAAAGAGAUCCAAGAGCCGUCGCAAGUCGAUUAUGGAAGGUGCACUUGGAUUAGCAGGAAUCGGCGCAGCUGCAAAUGCCACCAAAAGCCAUCGCCGACGAGGUAGUGCUGACAGUUACUCCUCUGGAAGAUCAGGAAAAUCUCGACGAUCCACUCGUAGCAAAUCACACGGCAGACGUGGUGACCACUCGCCAGAAGGCGCAGCUAAGUUUCAACAAGCAGCAAAAGCCGCACUACUUGCAGGUGCCACAGAAGCUUUCAGGGUUCGGAACGAGCCAGGUGGAUGGGGUGGAGCAAAAGGCAAACGUAUUCUUACAGCUGCUGUUGGAGCUGGUGGUAUUGAUGCUGCUGCCGAUCGGGAUCCAGACAAGAAGAGUAAACGCCACAUUCUCGAAGCUGUGGUCGGUGGUCUUGCCGGUAAUCGCUUGAUCAACGGUUCUAGAAAGGAGGUUGAUGAUGACGGCCGAUCAUCGCGUGGUGGUAGAUCAAGAUCAAGAUCUCGUGGUCCAUCUGGUGGCGGUGGAGGUGCUGGUCUCGCAGCUCUUGCUACGGCAGGAUUGGGUGCAAUUGCUGGCAAGAAACUUCUUGAUCGAUCAAAAUCUCGUUCUCGCUCAAGAGGAGCUCGAUCCCGCUCCCGUGGCGGUGGUGGACGUCGACGAGACUAUAGCUCCGACUCCUACGACAGUCGCAGCCCAGAUCGCCGCUCCGGAAAGGACCGUCAUAAGCGAAGCAAGAGUGUUACAGAUUUUGCCAGAAAAGGAAUGGCAGCUCUUGGAAUUGGUGCUGCCACUGGAGCUGCUGCAGGUGGACGAGACAGAAGCAGAGACAGAAGCAGAGACAGAGGAAGUGUAAUUGAAGAGACCGAGGUCAUCAAAAAGUCACGAAGACGCGGAUCAGACGAUGGCUACGAACCUAGACGCUCUCGACAUGGAGACUCUCACAGAGGUGAUGAUGAUUAUGUUCGAGAUCGAGGUGAUCCUUACGGUGAUCCAAGAUAUGCCGACUCACGCUCGAGCGUUGGGCGGUCCAACAAGGGUGGUAGAGGUGGUAGAGAUAGACGAAUUGCGGAAGGGAAACAAGAUGCUUCUGAUUCAGAAAGUAGCUUGGGAUCCUCUUCGGGAGACGAGAAGAAGAUUAAAAAGAUGAGAGGUAAGCAACUUAUCACAGCCGGUUUGGCUACUGUCGCAACAAUUCAUGCUGCACACAAUGUAUAUCAGAGUAUGGAAAAGCGUGAUGCUAGGCAUCGAGCUGUGGCAGAGGGAGAGAUGACACCGGAGGAGGCGAGGAAGUUGAAAGCCAAGGCGACACUGCAAGAUGCAGCGUCUGUUGGUAUCGCAGCACUUGGUAUCAAAGGUGCACUCUCGGAGAUCAAGGAAGCCAACGAGAUGCGACGAGAGUGCCGAGAGCUGCGAGAACAAAAGGAGCUGAGACAUCAAAAGCGAGUUGAACGCUUGAAGAAUGGUGGUCAACCAAGAAGACGAAGAGACAACGGAGCAAGCCAAGAUCAGGGGCGUCUAGGACAGCGUGAUCGUUAUGAUAAUGGUCCACGCUAUUACGAUGACAACCCAUACGCGGCAGCUCUCCCAGCACCACCUGUUGGAUAUGAUGCCAGACGAUGA